AUGACGGCGUUCGGGGCCUUCCUGCACAAAGGCUCCUUCUGCCGCAACUGGUUCAACCUCCUGGACCUGCUGGUGGUGGGCGUCUCCCUCAUCUCCUUCGGCAUCCACUCCAGCGCCAUCUCGGUGGUGAAGAUCCUGCGGGUGCUGCGCGUCCUGCGGCCCCUGCGAGCCAUCAACCGCGCCAAGGGGCUCAAGCACGUGGUGCAGUGCGUCUUCGUGGCCAUCCGCACCAUCGGCAACAUCAUGAUCGUCACCACGCUGCUGCAGUUCAUGUUCGCCUGCAUCGGGGUGCAGCUCUUCAAGGGCAAGUUCUACAGCUGCACCGACGAGGCCAAGCACAUGCCUGAGGAGUGCAAGGGCACCUUCGGGGUGCACAAGGACGAUGACGUCCCUUGUGUGUCCCCCUUGGUGUCACCGUGUGUGUCACCCCCCAGGGGCACCUUCCUGGUGUCCAAGGAUGGUGACGUCCCGGGCACCUUCCUGGUACACAAGGAUGGUGACAUCCCACGUGUCCCCCCCCAUGGUGUCACCGUGUGUGUCACCCCCCCCUCCAGGGGCACCUUCCUGGUGUCCAAGAUGAGGGAUGUCCCAUAUAUGUCCCCCCAUGGUGACACCGUGUGUGUCACCCCCCAGGGGCACCUUCCUGGUGUCCAAGGACGGGGCACCUUCCUGGUGUACAAGGACGGUGACGUCUCCCACCCCUCCGUGCGCGAGCGCGUGUGGCGCAACAGCGACUUCAACUUCGACAACGUCCUGGCGGGGAUGAUGGCGCUUUUCACCGUCUCCACCUUCGAGGGGUGGCCCGCGUUGUUGUACAAGGCCAUCGACGCCAACGCCGAGGACCAGGGGCCCAUCUACAACUACCGGGUGGAGAUCUCCAUCUUCUUCAUCGUCUACAUCAUCGUCAUCGCCUUCUUCAUGAUGAACAUCUUCGUCGGCUUCGUCAUCAUCACCUUCCGGGCGCAGGGCGAGAGCGAGUACCGCAACUGCGAGCUGGACAAGAACCAGCGGCAGUGCGUGGAGUACGCCUUGAAGGCGCAGCCGUUGCGGAGGUACAUCCCCAAAAACCGCAGCCAGCACCGCGUCUGGGCCAUGGUCAACUCCACCGCCUUCGAGUACAUCAUGUUCGUCCUCAUCCUCCUCAACACCAUCGCGCUGGCCGUGCAGCACUACGAGCAGUCCAAGCCCUUCAACUACGUCAUGGAUCUCCUCAACAUGGUGUUCACCGGGCUCUUCACCGUCGAGAUGGUGCUGAAGAUCAUCGCCUUCAAACCGCGGCACUACUUCUGCGACGCCUGGAACACCUUCGACGCCCUCAUCGUGGUGGGCAGCGUGGUGGACAUCGCCGUCACCGAGGUCAAC
This is a messenger RNA of Mesitornis unicolor (brown roatelo), 1362 nucleotides long. RefSeq names its product voltage-dependent L-type calcium channel subunit alpha-1F-like. Gene Ontology annotation, cellular component: membrane; voltage-gated calcium channel complex. The record is from RefSeq and is a predicted model, not a curated record. The transcript has 11 exons. Lineage: Eukaryota; Metazoa; Chordata; Aves; Mesitornithiformes; Mesitornithidae. The annotation marks the transcript as partial. Gene Ontology annotation, biological process: calcium ion import across plasma membrane. Gene Ontology annotation, molecular function: high voltage-gated calcium channel activity.